Molecule: messenger RNA, 1188 nt
Organism: Psammomys obesus (fat sand rat)
Lineage: Eukaryota; Metazoa; Chordata; Mammalia; Rodentia; Muridae
Gene: Itgb1bp1
Product: integrin subunit beta 1 binding protein 1
Exons: 8
Coding region: 389-991 (200 amino acids)
Biological process (GO): negative regulation of substrate adhesion-dependent cell spreading; negative regulation of focal adhesion assembly
Cellular component (GO): cytoskeleton; cell periphery; lamellipodium
Molecular function (GO): integrin binding
Source: RefSeq, a predicted model, not a curated record
CCCCGGAGCCCGCCUUUCCCCAUUCCCCCACGUCCCGAAUCGGAGGCGCGGACCGAGUGUAAACCGGGGAGAGGAAGAGGAACCUCGGUGCCCGGUCAGGGAGGUACCCUCCCUGACAGGUCUACCGCCUGCCUCCCCGAGGUCCAGGCUCAUCACGGGCCCUGAGGCCUCCCUCCGAUUGCUGCUGCACCGCGACACUGGGGUUGGAGUUGGCUGUCUAGAUCCUCACUUGUGCGAGGCAUGUGUGCAAAGAGGUCCUGUUCAGCCGAAAAAGGACUGGGCAAGUCAGGGGAAGGGAAGCUGCCGUGCAAAGUGCUGUGUGUGAAACCCUGGAGAACAAUACAAGUGGCUCUGGCGGCCUCCUCUGUGGAUCAAGCUAUGGUGAAAGAUGUUUCGCAAGGGCAAGAAGAGACACAGCAGCAGCAGUUCCCAGAGCAGUGAGAUCAGUACAAAGAGCAAGUCUGUGGACUCCAGCCUGGGAGGUCUUUCAAGAUCCAGCACUGUCGCCAGCCUCGAUACUGACUCCACCAAAAGCUCAGGACAAAGCAACAGCAAUUUGGACACAUGUGCUGAGUUUCGAAUAAAGUACGUUGGUGCCAUCGAGAAACUGGACGUGUCUGAGGGGAAGAGCCUCGAAGGACCACUAGACCUGAUAAAUUACAUAGACGUUGCCCAGCAAGAUGGAAAGUUGCCUUUUGUUCCCCUGGAAGAAGAGUUUAUUCUCGGUGUUUCCAAGUACGGCAUAAAAGUUUCCACCACAGAUCAGCAUGGUGUUCUGCAUAGGCAUGCCCUGUAUUUAAUCAUCCGGAUGGUGUGUUACGAUGAUGGCCUGGGAGCUGGGAAGAGCUUGCUGGCACUCAAGACCACAGAUGCAAGCAAUGAAGAGUACAGCCUCUGGGUUUACCAGUGUAACAGCCUGGAGCAAGCUCAAGCCAUCUGCAAGGUCCUGUCCACAGCGUUUGACUCCGUGUUGACCUCUGACAAGUCCUGAAGUCUGCAGUCAAGUGGAAACUGACCCAUCAUGAGCUCACCUAUUCCUGCAUCUGCCUGCCGCAGUGGACUGUUAGAGGGUAUAACGCCCUGAUCCAGUUUCCUGAAGUGUAAUGUAUAAAACAUGGGUCUUAUACUAAAAGGUGUCAUUAACAGGAGGUUAACUUUCAAUAAAUCACCUUUCUGGGUUAAAAGAAA